AUGUUAGAAUCAUGGGCGGAUGCAGAAGAAUUCUCUGCUCCACCAGAAGUCAUAUCUAAUCCAGAUGGAACUAAAACUGUCAUUACUUUUAGAACCAAUCAAGAAGGUAAAAAGGUUAAAAUCACUCAAAAAAUAAAAGAAGUCAAAGUUCAAGAAAAGGUGCAUCCUUUGAUUGCUCAACGUAAGAACUGGAAAAAAUAUGGGAAAGAAAAGAACUCAGCACCAGGUCCAGAUACAAGUACUACUCAACUUGGUGAAAAGGUUGAAUUAAAAUUAGGUACUUCAUGGAAACAAGUUGAAAAGGCUGAAGAAGAAGAAAAGGCAACAUCUAGAGUUGCUAAUGUUGUUCAAACUAUUAAAUGUAGAACAUGUGGUGGUGAUCAUUAUACAUCAAAAUGUCCAUUCAGAGAUACUUUGGGUGCUGGAGCAUCUUCAACUUCUACUCCACCUGCAGAAUCUUCAGAAGGUGGUGCUGGUGGUGCUUCUGCUCCAGGUAAAUAUGUUCCAAGACAUUUAAGACCAGAUGCAAGUGGUAAUAUUCAAACUAGAGAAGCAAGAGAUGAUUCUUGUACUUUGAAGGUUUCUCAAUUGAAUUCAUUUGUUGAUGAAAGUAUGUUAAGAAAUGAAUUAUUGGCUAGAUUUGGUCCAUUAGAAAGAGUAAAUGUUGUUAGAAAUAGAGAAACUGGUGAAUCUAGAGGACUUGCAUAUGUUACUUUUGCAACUGAACUGCUUGCUCAAAAAGCAUUAGAAAUGCUUGAUGGUAAGGGUUAUCAUAAUUUGAUUUUACGUUUGGAAUGGUCAAAGAAGAAGAAGCCAACUUAG
Molecule: messenger RNA, 822 nt
Organism: Hemisphaericaspora subhashii
Lineage: Eukaryota; Fungi; Ascomycota; Pichiomycetes; Serinales; Debaryomycetaceae
Gene: TIF35
Product: translation initiation factor eIF3 subunit g
Exons: 1
Coding region: 1-822 (273 amino acids)
Cellular component (GO): cytoplasm; eukaryotic translation initiation factor 3 complex
Molecular function (GO): RNA binding; translation initiation factor activity
Source: RefSeq, a predicted model, not a curated record